AGACUAUCUUGUUUAAACCAGAUUCAUAUCAUUACUUGUAUGUGAGGAGAAACCGCCGGUGUGACAAAACCAGGACACCCACUGACCGCAGGGGAAAAAAGGAAGAGUGAUGCCGACUUUUACCGUCACAUGAGCCGCGUUCAUGUGACCGCUCAUGUGAUUGCAGGGAUAAAACGUGAGCGGAGCAGCGAGUCGCAAUCACACUUUGUUUGACUGGAGUCGGACACUCACUUACAUCACAGGGGGCCUGAAGAUUUUAAUCAGUUCGACACCGACAGCUGACACACUACAGCUACAGUAAAAAAUGUGGCGUGCAGCCUUCCUGUUAUUGGCUGCCAGCUUGUCUGUGAGCCUGGCCAGACCCCGCCUCAAACCACUGUCCAGUGAGAUGGUCAACUACAUCAAUAAGUUUAACACUACCUGGAAGGCUGGUCACAACUUUCAUAAUGUCGACCACAGUUAUGUCCAGAGACUCUGCGGUACGAUGAUGAAGGGACCUAAACUGCCAGUCAUGGUUCAGUAUGCUGGUGACCUGGAGCUGCCAAAAGAGUUUGACUCCAGAAUGCAGUGGCCCAACUGUCCCACUCUGAAGGAGAUCAGAGACCAGGGCUCCUGUGGAUCCUGCUGGGCAUUUGGCGCUGCAGAGGCCAUAUCUGACCGUGUGUGUAUCCACAGCAAUGCCAAGGUCAGCGUGGAGAUCUCCUCCGAGGAUCUGCUGACAUGCUGUGACAGCUGUGGCAUGGGGUGUAAUGGUGGCUACCCUUCAGCUGCCUGGGACUUCUGGACCAAAGCCGGGCUGGUCUCUGGAGGCCUCUAUGACUCCCACGUCGGUUGUCGUCCCUACACCAUCGCCCCCUGCGAGCACCAUGUGAAUGGCAGCAGACCCCCUUGCACUGGAGAGGAAGGAGACACACCCCAGUGCAUCUUGCAGUGUGAAGCUGGAUACACACCUAGCUACCAACAAGACAAGCACUAUGGUAAAACAUCUUACAGCGUGCUGUCAGAUGAGGAACAGAUUCAGUACGAGAUAUACAAGAAUGGCCCAGUAGAGGGAGCCUUUAUAGUCUAUGAAGACUUUGUGCUGUACAAGUCUGGUGUGUAUCAGCAUGUGACUGGCUCUCAAGUGGGCGGCCAUGCCAUUAAGAUCCUGGGCUGGGGGGAGGAGGCUGGUGUUCCCUACUGGCUCUGUGCCAACUCCUGGAACACUGACUGGGGUGAUAACGGAUUCUUUAAGUUCCUGCGUGGAUCUGAUCACUGUGGUAUUGAGUCUGAAAUUGUUGCAGGAAUUCCCAAGUAAAUCCUGAGGUUUUAAACAGCAGUGUCAAUACAUAAUCACUAGAGGGCGACACACUCCAAUUGCCUGCUAUGGAACUACUUCAACUGCUUUUAGUCAGAUAGCCACAGCCUACUAUCACCUUGCACACUCAGCAUGAGGUUUCAGCCACAGACAGAAAAAACUUGUGACGGCAUCUAUGUUCCUGAGCACAAGUCACCAUUGUUGAAUUGAAGUUUGAGUUUGUUUGAGAUUCUGUGAGGUUGUGUUCCUUUUGCCUCUGAAAGCAAUCAAACAGUUCACGAGUGGAAGGUGUUUUUGUUUUUGUUUUUUUGUUUUUUGUUUUGGACCCACAUGUGCAUUUAAUUAUCUCGGGUGAUUUGCAGCACACUGUCACUGUAGUAGAAAUGAACUUGCCUUUCUCAAUUUGUUUGUGCACUGGUGAAAAGCGUGGGCCCUCUUGGACGAUACAGCUCAUGAUAGAAAGAAUUUUCAUGACUCUGCCUAAGGCAGCAGAAAAGGUAAUUCUUUUUUUUUUUUUUUUAAAUCUGAUAGUAUUUCUCCAUGUCACAAAUGCCACUCCAUGAUUUUUAGGAUGCACUAAUUACAGUCAGUGCCUGCUAGUGUUUUUAAUCUUUGAGUAUCUGAUGAGCAAUUGACUUUGUUUUUAAUGUGGGUUGGAAUAUGGUAUGUUUUUUUAUUGUCUGUGUUGAUCAAACUAUUGUCACAUGAAUUUUGUUCUUAAUAAACAUAAAUAAACAUUAAAAAUAUAUUUGGUUCUCAA
Molecule: messenger RNA, 2057 nt
Organism: Acanthopagrus latus (yellowfin seabream)
Lineage: Eukaryota; Metazoa; Chordata; Actinopteri; Spariformes; Sparidae
Gene: ctsba
Product: cathepsin Ba
Exons: 11
Coding region: 305-1297 (330 amino acids)
Biological process (GO): regulation of catalytic activity
Cellular component (GO): lysosome
Molecular function (GO): cysteine-type endopeptidase activity
Source: RefSeq, a predicted model, not a curated record